AUGGACUUGGUGACAGUUGCUGGUCUUCAGAAUUCGCCACCCCUUGAUACUCCGAUGGAAAUUAAUCUCAAGCUACGCAAAGAUGAGGAUGAUUUAUUAUCAGACCCGGCAGCAUAUCGUACACUCGUGGGCAGCUUAAUCUAUCUUACAAACACUAGACCUGAUAUUUCUUAUGCAGUACAACAGGUUAGUCAGUUCAUGGCUUCUCCAAGGCACCUCCAUCUGGCUGCUGUUAAAAGAAUAAUUCGUUAUGUUCAUGGCACAAUUCGAAGAGGACUUUGCUAUCCUGCUGGUACUUCUCUUGAUCUUAUUGCUUAUAGUGAUGCUGAUUAUGCCGGGUGUUCUGACACUCGGCGUUCAACUACUGGUUGGUGUAUGUUCCUUGACCCUGCACUUAUUUCCUGGAAGAGCAAGAAACAAGAUCGUGUUUCCAAGUCUUCUACUGAGUCUGAAUACAGGGCUAUGUCCCAAGCUUGUUCCGAAAUCAUCUGGCUCCACGGGCUCCUUGCUGAGCUUGGUUUUCAGCAGUGCACUCCUACUCCUCUUUUUGCCGAUAAUACAAGUGCUAUACACAUUACCGCCAAUCCUAUCUUCCAUGAGCGCACAAAGUAUAUUGAGGUGGACUGCCACUUCAUUCGUGACGCCUUUGCAGCUCAAACUAUAUCACUUCCACACGUGUCCAGCAAUCUUCAGGUGGCUGAUGUUUUUACCAAGACUCUCACAUGA
Populus nigra (black poplar) is the source of this 726-nucleotide messenger RNA. RefSeq names its product secreted RxLR effector protein 161-like. NCBI's taxonomy places the organism in Eukaryota, Viridiplantae, Streptophyta, Magnoliopsida, Malpighiales, Salicaceae. The record is from RefSeq and is a predicted model, not a curated record. The transcript has a single exon. Bases 1 to 726 code for a protein of 241 amino acids.